This is a messenger RNA of Coffea eugenioides, 522 nucleotides long. RefSeq lists its product as uncharacterized. The transcript has a single exon. Bases 1 to 522 code for a protein of 173 amino acids. Gene Ontology annotation, biological process: defense response. Lineage: Eukaryota; Viridiplantae; Streptophyta; Magnoliopsida; Gentianales; Rubiaceae. The record is from RefSeq and is a predicted model, not a curated record.
AUGGAGUGUAGGCAGUUCGAGGUCACUCUAAUUUGUGCCAAUAAUCUCCCAGAUGUUCGAGAGCUAGGCAAAAUGAAAGUUUAUGCGCAGGUUUCAGUAAAAGGACAUUCAAAUUCGGUCUGGGUUACCCCUGUGGAUAGGGAAAGAGAGACAAAUCCUUAUUGGAAUUGCAAGAUUAAGUACACUCUCCCUGAGAUAGCUGUGCAGAAGGAUGGUGUUAUUCUUGUUAUCAAAUUGUACUGUGAAAGAUCUUUGUUGCCUGAUAAAUACGUAGGGGAAGUGAACUUGUCAUUGAAGAAACUUUUCGACUGUGGAUUUUCACAAGAAAACCUGGAAUAUGAUGUGGAUAGGAAUGAUGCUGAUGGUAUAUUUGGCAAACUGAAACUUUCAUAUGAUUUCGCAAAAACGAAGAUUACAGUUUCUAAGAGUGAAUCUAGUCUUCGGGGGCAAGUACUAGAAGCAGUUGGCCAUGGAGUUUUACAUGCAGUUAUCCAUGGAGCUAUACAUAUCAUUUUGCAUUGA